CAGCGCUAGGAGUCCGCCCUCCCUCCCGCCCGGCUUAGAGGACAGCGGGGAAGGCGGGUGGUGGGGCCGGGGGCCUGAAGCGGCGGUACCCGCACAGGUGGCGGCAGCCGAGGCCUUGGCCGAAGCCGCGCGAACCUCAGGUCAAGAUGCUGGGAACCGGACCUGCCACUGCCACCACAGCCACCACCACGUCCAGCAACGUGAGCGUCCUGCAGCAGUUUGCCAGCGGCCUGAAGAGCCGGAAUGAGGAGACCAGGGCCAAAGCUGCCAAGGAGCUCCAGCACUAUGUCACCAUGGAGCUUCGAGAGAUGAGUCAAGAGGAGUCUACUCGCUUCUAUGAUCAGCUGAACCAUCACAUAUUUGAACUGGUUUCCAGCUCGGAUGCCAAUGAAAGGAAAGGUGGCAUCUUGGCCAUAGCCAGCCUCAUAGGAGUGGAAGGCGGGAAUGCCACCCGUAUCGGCAGAUUUGCUAACUAUCUUCGGAACCUCCUCCCCUCUAAUGACCCAGUUGUCAUGGAGAUGGCAUCCAAGGCCAUUGGCCGCCUUGCCAUGGCAGGCGACACUUUUACAGCUGAGUAUGUGGAGUUCGAGGUGAAGCGAGCCUUGGAGUGGCUGGGCGCUGACCGCAACGAGGGCCGGAGACACGCAGCCGUUCUGGUUCUCCGCGAGCUGGCUAUCAGCGUCCCCACCUUCUUCUUCCAGCAAGUGCAGCCCUUCUUUGACAACAUUUUUGUGGCCGUGUGGGACCCCAAACAGGCCAUCCGGGAGGGAGCUGUGGCUGCCCUUCGUGCGUGUUUGAUUCUCACCACCCAGCGUGAGCCGAAGGAGAUGCAGAAGCCUCAGUGGUACAGGCACACGUUUGAAGAAGCAGAGAAAGGGUUUGAUGAGACGUUGGCCAAGGAGAAGGGCAUGAAUCGGGAUGAUCGCAUCCAUGGAGCCUUGCUGAUCCUCAACGAGUUGGUCCGAAUCAGCAGCAUGGAGGGAGAGCGCCUGAGAGAAGAAAUGGAAGAAAUCACGCAGCAGCAGCUAGUCCAUGACAAGUACUGCAAAGACCUCAUGGGCUUCGGGACGAAACCUCGCCACAUCACCCCCUUCACCAGCUUCCAGGCUGGCCAGCCCCCGCAGUCCAACGCCUUGGUGGGACUGCUGGGGUACAGCUCUCACCAAGGCCUCAUGGGUUUCGGGGCUUCCCCCAGCCCAGCGAAGUCCACGCUGGUGGAGAGCCGGUGUUGCAGAGACCUGAUGGAGGAGAAAUUCGAUCAGGUGUGCCAGUGGGUGCUGAAAUGCAGGAAUAGCAAGAACUCGCUGAUCCAAAUGACAAUCCUUAAUUUGUUGCCCCGCUUGGCUGCAUUUCGACCUUCUGCCUUCACAGAUACCCAGUACCUCCAAGAUACCAUGAACCACGUCUUGAGCUGUGUCAAGAAGGAGAAGGAACGGACAGCAGCCUUCCAAGCCCUGGGGCUCCUUUCUGUGGCUGUGAGAUCUGAGUUCAAGGUCUAUUUGCCUCGAGUGCUGGACAUCAUCCGAGCAGCCCUACCCCCAAAGGACUUUGCCCAUAAGAGACAGAAGGCAAUGCAGGUGGAUGCCACAGUGUUCACCUGCAUCAGCAUGCUGGCCCGGGCAAUGGGGCCAGGCAUCCAGCAGGAUAUCAAGGAGCUGCUGGAGCCCAUGCUGGCAGUGGGACUGAGCCCUGCCCUCACUGCUGUGCUGUACGACCUGAGCCGUCAGAUUCCACAGCUGAAGAAGGACAUCCAGGAUGGGCUACUGAAGAUGCUGUCCCUGGUCCUUAUGCACAAACCCCUCCGGCACCCGGGCAUGCCCAAGGGCCUGGCCCAUCAGCUGGCUUCCCCUGGCCUCACAGCCCUCCCUGAGGCCAGCGACGUGGGCAGCAUUACUCUUGCCCUGCGAACUCUCGGCAGCUUUGAGUUUGAAGGCCACUCUCUGACCCAGUUUGUCCGCCACUGUGCGGAUCAUUUCCUAAACAGCGAGCACAAGGAGAUCCGCAUGGAAGCCGCCCGCACCUGCUCCCGCCUGCUCACGCCCUCCGUCCACCUCAUCAGCGGCCACGCGCACGUCGUUAGCCAGACUGCGGUGCAAGUGGUGGCAGACGUGCUCAGCAAACUGCUCGUGGUCGGGAUCACAGAUCCUGACCCCGACAUCCGCUACUGCGUCUUGGCAUCUCUGGAUGAGCGCUUUGAUGCACACCUGGCUCAGGCGGAGAACUUGCAGGCCCUGUUUGUGGCCUUGAACGACCAGGUGUUUGAGAUCCGGGAGCUGGCCAUCUGCACGGUGGGCCGGCUCAGUAGCAUGAACCCGGCCUUCGUCAUGCCCUUCCUGCGCAAGAUGCUCAUCCAGAUUUUGACAGAGCUGGAGCACAGCGGCAUCGGGAGAAUCAAAGAACAGAGUGCCCGCAUGCUGGGCCACUUGGUCUCCAAUGCCCCCCGGCUCAUCCGCCCCUACAUGGAGCCCAUUCUGAAGGCUUUAAUAUUGAAACUGAAAGAUCCAGACCCUGAUCCAAACCCAGGUGUGAUCAAUAAUGUCUUGGCCACAAUAGGAGAGUUGGCUCAGGUCAGUGGCCUAGAAAUGAGGAAAUGGGUUGAUGAACUCUUUAUUAUCAUCAUGGACAUGCUCCAGGACUCCUCCCUGUUGGCCAAAAGGCAGGUGGCUCUGUGGACCCUGGGGCAGUUGGUGGCCAGCACUGGCUAUGUGGUGGAGCCCUACAGGAAGUACCCCACUUUGCUUGAGGUCCUGCUGAAUUUUCUGAAGACUGAGCAGAACCAGGGUACACGGAGAGAGGCUAUCCGCGUGUUAGGGCUUUUGGGGGCCCUGGAUCCCUACAAGCACAAAGUGAACAUUGGCAUGAUUGACCAGUCCCGCGACGCUUCUGCUGUUAGCCUGUCAGAAUCCAAGUCAAGUCAGGAUUCCUCUGACUACAGCACCAGCGAGAUGCUGGUCAACAUGGGCAACCUGCCCCUGGACGAGUUCUACCCCGCCGUGUCCAUGGUGGCGCUGAUGCGGAUCUUCCGGGACCAGUCCCUCUCGCACCAUCACACCAUGGUAGUCCAGGCCAUCACCUUCAUCUUCAAGUCCCUGGGCCUCAAGUGUGUGCAGUUCCUGCCCCAGGUCAUGCCCACGUUCCUCAACGUCAUUCGAGUCUGUGACGGGGCCAUCCGGGAGUUUCUGUUCCAGCAGCUGGGGAUGCUGGUGUCCUUUGUGAAGAGCCACAUCAGACCUUACAUGGAUGAAAUAGUCACCCUCAUGAGAGAAUUCUGGGUCAUGAACACCUCGAUCCAGAGCACGAUCAUUCUUCUCAUUGAGCAAAUCGUGGUAGCUCUUGGGGGCGAAUUUAAGCUCUAUCUGCCUCAGCUGAUCCCACACAUGCUACGUGUCUUCAUGCAUGACAACAGCCCAGGCCGCAUCGUCUCCAUCAAGCUGCUGGCUGCCAUCCAGCUGUUCGGCGCCAACCUGGACGACUAUUUGCACUUGCUGUUGCCUCCUAUCGUGAAGCUGUUUGAUGCCCCUGAAGUCCCCCUGCCGUCCCGCAAGGCAGCGUUAGAGACGGUAGACCGCCUCACAGAGUCCUUGGACUUCACUGACUACGCCUCCCGGAUCAUUCACCCGAUCGUUCGAACCCUGGACCAGAGCCCGGAACUGCGUCCCACGGCCAUGGACACGUUGUCUUCGCUUGUCUUUCAGCUGGGGAAGAAGUACCAAAUUUUCAUUCCAAUGGUGAAUAAAGUCCUGGUACGACACCGAAUCAACCAUCAGCGCUAUGACGUCCUCAUCUGCAGAAUCGUCAAGGGAUACACCCUUGCUGAUGAAGAAGAGGACCCUUUGAUUUACCAGCAUCGAAUGCUGAGGAGUGGCCAAGGGGAUGCGUUGGCCAGUGGGCCGGUAGAAACAGGACCCAUGAAGAAACUGCAUGUCAGCACCAUCAACCUUCAAAAGGCCUGGGGAGCUGCCAGAAGGGUCUCCAAAGAUGACUGGCUAGAAUGGCUGAGGCGGCUGAGUCUGGAGCUCCUGAAGGACUCGUCUUCACCUUCCCUGCGCUCGUGCUGGGCCCUGGCUCAGGCCUACAACCCGAUGGCCAGGGAUCUUUUCAACGCCGCGUUUGUGUCCUGCUGGUCUGAACUGAACGAAGACCAGCAGGAUGAACUCAUCAGGAGCAUCGAGCUGGCCCUCACCUCGCAGGACAUCGCCGAAGUCACGCAAACUCUCUUAAACUUGGCUGAAUUCAUGGAACACAGUGACAAGGGCCCCCUGCCACUGAGAGACGACAACGGCAUCGUCCUGCUGGGCGAGAGGGCUGCCAAGUGCCGAGCAUAUGCCAAAGCACUACACUACAAAGAGCUGGAGUUCCAGAAAGGUCCGACCCCUGCCAUCCUAGAGUCUCUCAUCAGCAUUAAUAAUAAGCUACAACAGCCAGAGGCAGCUGCCGGGGUAUUAGAAUAUGCCAUGAAACACUUCGGAGAGCUGGAGAUCCAGGCCACCUGGUACGAGAAGCUGCAUGAGUGGGAAGAUGCGCUCGUGGCCUACGACAAGAAGAUGGACACCAACAAGGACGACCCAGAGCUCAUGCUGGGUCGCAUGCGCUGCCUCGAGGCCUUGGGGGAAUGGGGGCAGCUCCACCAGCAGUGCUGUGAGAAGUGGACCCUGGUUAACGAUGAGACCCAAGCCAAGAUGGCCCGGAUGGCCGCUGCAGCUGCCUGGGGCUUAGGUCAGUGGGACAGCAUGGAGGAAUAUACCUGUAUGAUCCCUCGGGACACCCACGAUGGGGCAUUUUAUAGAGCCGUGCUGGCACUGCAUCAGGACCUCUUCUCCUUGGCGCAACAGUGUAUCGACAAAGCCAGGGACCUGCUGGAUGCAGAGCUAACUGCUAUGGCAGGAGAGAGCUACAGUCGGGCAUAUGGGGCCAUGGUUUCUUGCCACAUGCUCUCUGAGCUGGAGGAGGUUAUCCAGUACAAACUCGUCCCCGAGCGACGGGAGAUCAUCCGCCAGAUCUGGUGGGAGAGACUGCAGGGCUGCCAGCGCAUCGUGGAGGACUGGCAGAAAAUCCUGAUGGUGCGCUCGCUCGUGGUCAGCCCCCACGAGGACAUGAGGACCUGGCUCAAGUAUGCCAGCCUGUGUGGCAAGAGUGGCAGGCUGGCUCUUGCUCAUAAGACCUUGGUGUUGCUCCUGGGAGUUGAUCCGUCUCGGCAACUUGACCAUCCUCUGCCAACAGUUCACCCUCAGGUGACCUACGCCUACAUGAAAAACAUGUGGAAGAGUGCUCGCAAGAUCGAUGCCUUCCAGCACAUGCAGCACUUCGUGCAGACCAUGCAGCAGCAAGCCCAGCACGCGAUCGCCAGCGAGGACCAGCAGCACAAGCAGGAGCUGCACAAGCUCAUGGCCAGGUGUUUCCUGAAACUCGGCGAGUGGCAGCUGAACCUGCAGGGCAUCAAUGAGAGCACCAUCCCCAAAGUGCUGCAGUACUACAGCGCCGCCACGGAGCACGACCGCGGCUGGUACAAGGCCUGGCACGCGUGGGCAGUGAUGAACUUCGAAGCUGUGCUGCACUACAAACAUCAGAACCAAGCCCGCGACGAGAAGAAGAAGCUGCGUCACGCCAGCGGGGCCAACGUCACCAGCACGACCACUGCCGCCACCACAGCGGCCACCGCCACCGCCACGGCCACCAGCACCGAGGGCAGCAACAGCGAGAGUGAGGCCGAGAGCACCGAGAACAGCCCCACCCCGUCCCCUCUGCAGAAGAAGGUCACUGAGGAUUUGUCCAAAACCCUCUUGAUGUACACCGUCCCUGCCGUCCAGGGCUUCUUCCGUUCUAUCUCCUUGUCUCGAGGCAACAACCUCCAGGACACGCUGAGAGUCCUCACCCUGUGGUUUGAUUACGGUCACUGGCCGGACGUAAACGAAGCCUUGGUGGAGGGGGUGAAGGCGAUCCAGAUUGACACGUGGUUACAGGUCAUACCUCAGCUCAUUGCAAGAAUUGAUACGCCCAGGCCCUUGGUGGGACGCCUCAUCCACCAGCUUCUCACCGACAUUGGCCGGUACCACCCCCAGGCCCUCAUCUAUCCCCUGACUGUGGCCUCCAAGUCCACCACCACGGCCCGCCACAACGCAGCCAACAAGAUUCUGAAGAACAUGUGUGAGCACAGUAACACCCUGGUCCAGCAGGCCAUGAUGGUGAGUGAGGAACUGAUCCGCGUGGCCAUCCUCUGGCACGAGAUGUGGCACGAAGGCCUGGAAGAAGCAUCUCGUUUAUACUUUGGGGAGAGGAACGUGAAAGGCAUGUUUGAGGUGUUGGAGCCCCUGCAUGCUAUGAUGGAACGGGGCCCCCAGACUCUGAAGGAAACGUCUUUUAAUCAGGCAUAUGGGCGAGACUUAAUGGAGGCCCAAGAGUGGUGCAGGAAGUACAUGAAAUCGGGAAACGUGAAGGACCUCACUCAAGCCUGGGACCUCUACUAUCAUGUGUUCAGACGAAUCUCAAAGCAGCUGCCUCAGCUCACAUCCUUAGAACUGCAGUAUGUUUCCCCCAAACUUCUGAUGUGCCGGGACCUUGAAUUGGCCGUGCCGGGAACAUACGACCCCCACCAGCCGAUCAUCCGCAUUCAGUCCAUAGCGCCGUCUCUACAGGUCAUCACCUCCAAGCAGCGGCCCCGGAAGUUGACCCUCAUGGGCAGCAACGGGCAUGAGUUUGUUUUCCUCCUGAAGGGCCACGAGGACCUGCGGCAGGACGAGCGAGUGAUGCAGCUCUUCGGCCUGGUGAACACCCUCCUGGCCAACGACCCCACGUCUCUUCGCAAGAACCUCAGCAUCCAGAGAUACGCUGUCAUCCCCUUAUCAACCAACUCGGGCCUCAUCGGCUGGGUCCCCCACUGCGACACGCUGCACGCCCUCAUCCGGGACUACAGAGAGAAAAAGAAGAUCCUUCUCAACAUCGAGCAUCGCAUCAUGUUGCGGAUGGCUCCGGACUACGACCAUCUGACGCUGAUGCAGAAGGUGGAGGUGUUCGAGCACGCCGUCAAUAACACGGCCGGGGAUGACCUGGCCAAGCUGCUAUGGCUGAAAAGCCCCAGCUCCGAGGUGUGGUUUGACCGAAGAACCAACUACACCCGCUCUUUAGCGGUCAUGUCCAUGGUCGGGUAUAUUUUGGGCCUAGGAGAUAGACACCCAUCCAACUUAAUGCUGGACCGGCUGAGCGGGAAGAUCCUGCACAUUGACUUUGGGGACUGCUUUGAGGUUGCUAUGACCAGGGAGAAAUUCCCAGAGAAGAUUCCAUUUAGACUAACCAGAAUGCUGACCAAUGCUAUGGAGGUUACUGGUCUGGAUGGCAACUAUAGAAUCACGUGCCACACAGUGAUGGAAGUGCUUCGGGAACACAAGGAUAGUGUCAUGGCCGUGCUGGAAGCCUUUGUCUAUGACCCCUUGCUGAACUGGAGGCUGAUGGACACAAAUACCAAAGGCAACAAGCGGUCCCGAACAAGGACAGAUUCCUACUCUGCUGGCCAGUCAGUAGAAAUUUUGGACGGUGUGGAGCUUGGGGAACCCGCGCAUAAGAAAACAGGGACCACGGUGCCAGAGUCCAUUCAUUCCUUCAUUGGAGACGGUUUGGUGAAACCAGAGGCCCUAAAUAAGAAAGCUAUUCAGAUUAUCAACCGGGUUCGAGACAAGCUCACUGGUCGGGACUUUUCUCAUGACGAAACCCUAGAUGUCCCCACUCAAGUUGAGCUGCUGAUCAAGCAAGCAACAUCCCAUGAAAACCUAUGCCAGUGCUACAUCGGCUGGUGUCCUUUUUGGUAACCCGAGGCCCAGAAGGGCCCACAGCGUUUCUCUUGAGGCUUUUGUACUUUGGAUAUGCUUCCACCAAACCACAACCAUGGCCAGGAAGUUUGACUUUGUUAAAUAUCUUGAAAUGUAAAUGAAAAGAACUACUGUAUAUUAAACGUUGGUUUGAACCAACUUUCUAGCUGCUGUUGAAGAAUAUAUUGUCAGAAACACAAGGCUUGAUUUGGUUCCCAGGACAGUAAACACAGAAAUACUACAUAAAUCAAGCCAUUGAUUUGGGGGAACAGAAGAUCCAUAACUUAGAAAUACGGGUUUUGACUUAACUCACAAGAGAACUCAUCAUAAGCAUUGCUGAUGGAAGAAUGGCCUCCUUGUCCUUCCCGAUAAGGACACGGCAAACUCUGCACAGUCAGGAAGCCUCAGGCCAUCGAGGACACGUGUUAGAAACCGGGAGGAGCUGACUUGGUCACUUCCACCCAUCCCGUUACCUCACUGGUCCGCGGACGGCAACAACAUUUGUAAGAUGGGCCAAAAUGGGUGGCAAGCGCCUGUCUUCUGCCUCACUCGUGAUGCCGCGACUUAACUCACUUCAAUCCAAGGCCCCAGUGCUAGGAGGGGAGUUUCUUGCAGUCGCUGGGUGGCCUUAGCUGAGCAAAUGCACAGAGAUCGUGGUGCGGUAGGGUGGCCCACAGUGGCCUUCCCCAGCAUGGUUUUGGGAUGUUGUCAGUGAAGUCCGAACGCUCUGUGUUUAGAGCAAGGGCUUGGAAAUAGAAAUGCGUCGUGGAGGUGCUCAACACAGAGAGGGAAGGUCUGGUACCCGCUGGGAAUUCUGAGCAAAGGAAAUAUUAAAGUAAAUGCACAAAGUAUCAAGUGUAGCCAUUCUAGACACCAUGUUGUAUCUGAAUAAUUUUUGUGCCAAUAAACAACAUCAGAAUUUUAAAAACA
Molecule: messenger RNA, 8729 nt
Organism: Leopardus geoffroyi (Geoffroy's cat)
Lineage: Eukaryota; Metazoa; Chordata; Mammalia; Carnivora; Felidae
Gene: MTOR
Product: mechanistic target of rapamycin kinase
Exons: 58
Coding region: 147-7799 (2550 amino acids)
Biological process (GO): TOR signaling; protein phosphorylation; negative regulation of macroautophagy
Cellular component (GO): TORC2 complex; nucleus; TORC1 complex
Molecular function (GO): protein serine/threonine kinase activity; protein binding; protein-containing complex binding
Source: RefSeq, a predicted model, not a curated record